AUGGUUUCAAGAACGCUUACCGCCUCUCUCGGGCGUGCUCUUCGUAGCGCGGCGCGGCCACAGCGAUCGCUACGCUCGUUCGCGACGGCGGUCAACGUCCCCAGUCCCGCAACCGAGACCACCACGCUCUCUAAUGGCCUGACUGUCGCGACGGAGUCGAGCCCACAUGCGCAGACCGCAACCGUCGGUGUCUGGAUAGAUGCUGGCUCGCGGGCGGAGACGGACAGGACAAACGGCACCGCGCACUUCCUCGAGCACAUGGCUUUCAAGGGCACGAACCGCCGCAGCCAGCACGCACUCGAGCUGGAGGUGGAGAACUUUGGCGCGCACCUCAACGCGUACACCUCGCGCGAGCAGACGGUGUACUAUGCGAAGAGCUUCCGCAAGGACGUGCCCGCCGCGGUGGACAUCAUCAGCGACAUCCUCCAGAACUCGAAGCUCGAGAACUCGGCCAUCGAGCGGGAGCGCGAUGUCAUUCUACGGGAGCAGCAGGAGGUCGACAAGCAGAUGGAGGAGGUCGUCUUCGACCACCUACACUCCGUUGCCUUUGCAGGUCAACCCCUCGGACGGACAAUUCUCGGCCCUAAGGCCAACAUUCUGUCCAUCAGCCGGGACGACCUGGCGUCGUACAUCAAUACUAACUACACUGCCGACCGUAUGGUGCUCGUCGGCACCGGUGGUGUCGACCACCAGGAGCUAGUCAAGCUCGCCGAGAAGCAUUUCUCUUCCCUCCCCGUCUCCUCCAACCCCAUCCCGCUCGGCCGCCUUGCCCACCCGAAGACGAAGUUCGUUGGACAGGAAGUGCGCAUCCGUGAUGACGAGCAGCCCACCGCGCACGUCGCCAUUGCUGUUGAGGGUGUCAGCUGGAGCUCGCCCGACUACUUCCCUAUGCUCGUCAUGCAGUCCAUCAUGGGUAACUGGGACAGGUCACUCGGCGCAGCGGGUCUCAUGUCCUCGCGGUUGUCGCACAUCAUCUCGGGCAACAACCUCGCGAACAGCUUCAUGUCCUUCUCGACAUCUUACUCCGACACCGGUCUCUGGGGUAUCUACCUUGUGACCGAGAACGUCAUGAACAUGGACGACAUGGUGCACUUCACCCUCAAGGAGUGGACGCGUUUGUCCAUUGGCCCGACGGACGUUGAGGUUGAGCGCGCAAAGAGCCAGCUCAAGGCUAGCUUGCUCCUCAGCCUGGACGGCACGACCGCGGUUGCGGAGGAUAUUGGCAGGCAGCUUGUCACGAGCGGUCGUCGCAUGACGCCCAAGCAGCUCGAGCAGGCCGUCGACGCGGUCACGCCUGCGGAGAUUAAGCGGGUAGCGCAGAAGUACCUCUGGGACAAGGAUAUCGCCAUUACUGCUACCGGUCCGAUUGAGGGUCUCUUGGACUACAACCGUAUCCGUGCGGACAUGUCGUCGUUGCUGUACUAG
Messenger RNA from Rhodofomes roseus, 1425 nucleotides. Its product is annotated as Metalloenzyme, LuxS/M16 peptidase-like protein. The coding region runs from base 1 to 1425 and encodes 474 amino acids. NCBI's taxonomy places the organism in Eukaryota, Fungi, Basidiomycota, Agaricomycetes, Polyporales, Fomitopsidaceae. The transcript is spliced from 4 exons. Gene Ontology annotation, molecular function: metalloendopeptidase activity; metal ion binding. The record is from RefSeq and is a predicted model, not a curated record. Gene Ontology annotation, cellular component: mitochondrion.